AUGACCUGGAACAGAAAAUUANUACAGUAUUUGACUAAAAAGUUGUCACUUUCAGGCAAAGUGGUUGUGUUUGGGGGCUCUUAUGCCGGAUCAUUGGCCGCCUGGUUCAGGGAGAAGUACCCCAACAUAGCUGUCGGUGCCAUAGCGUCCAGCGCUCCCGUGUUGGCUGAAGUGGACUUCAAAGAGUAUUUCGGUGUCGUUAGCGACUCAUUGGGAACGGAGUGCUCACAGAAUAUUCGGGAAGCCUCACAAGAAUUGGAUGAAUUGUUGAAAACACCGGAAGGGGUGAAAAAAGUACGACAAAUGUUCAAACUGUGCGACACAUUCGACGGCACCGACACCUUAAACGUCGCUUAUUUUAUAUACGAUUUGUUGGUAUCGAUAGCCAGUUCCGUUCAGCACAAUAUGGACAUCGAUGGUAUUUGUCGGGUAAUGAAUAACCCGAGUGGUGGCACUCCGUUGCAAAGGUAUGCCAAACAGCACGGUUAUCCAGGCACUAAACGCGAUGAUUGCGAUGAUGUUCAGUACACUGACCUGGUUAAGUCCUUAAAUCAUACGUCUAAGGGAGGCAAUGGAAAUUAUCUCAUUAACACUGAGGCUUAUAAUGGGCGACAAUUUUUCAGGGGUCGACCCGUAGACAAGUACGGAAUGGUCAGACCUCCAGUUCCCGUUGAUGGACAGUUUUUUAAAAGCGCCGUAUCGGGUAUCUAUAAACAAAAAGUCAACCAUGCUGAUCCCAAAGACAACAGCACUUUUGACCAGGUCAUUGUGUUCGGGGGCUCGUAUGCCGGUGCGUUGGCCGCUUGGUUCCGGGAGAAGUACCCGAAAACAGCUGCCGGUGCCAUAGCGUCCAGCGGUCCUGUCGAGGCAGUCGUUGAUUUCAAGGACUACUUGGGUGUCGUUAGUCAGUCGCUGGGAAAGGAGUGCUCCGACAGCAUAAGGGAAGCCUCGAAGCAGUUGGAGGAGGAUCUGAAGACUACUGCCGGCCGGGAAGAGCUCAAGAAACUGUUCAAACUGUGCGACUCCUUAGAGGGCGCCGACACCGAUGACAUACACAACUUUGUCGGGAGUCUGACGGAUGCGGUCGAGGGUAUUGUUCAGUAUAACAGCAACAUUACGGCCUUUUGUAAGCUGGUGACUGACCCGAGUGGUGGGGCCCGUGCUCUGGACAGGUAUGCGAAGGCACAGGCAGGUCAACACGGAGGAUGCAUUAACUUUAAAUACAAGAAUUUGAUUAGUUAUAUGAAACAAACGUCUAAACAGUCGCCGGCCGUCUCAUCGGGAAUGAGGCAAUGGACGUAUCAGACGUGCACUGAGUUUGGGUACUUCGCGACCACUAGUCUGAAGGACAGUCCGUUUGGGCACAACCUUCCGGUCGAGUUCUUCACGAAACAGUGCACCGAUAUAUUCGGUCCGCAAAUCACGGCACAAACCAUACAGAAAGCGGUGGACACCACUAACUCCUACUACGGGGCCCGUCAGCCCAAUGUGACAAACGUGGUCUUCCUUAACGGCUCACUGGAUCCGUGGCACGCAUUGAGUGUACUCCAGGACCUCAACAACAGCACCAAAGCCGUGCUGAUCGAGGGGUACGCCCACUGCGGGGACAUGUAUUCCGCCAACCCGUCGGAUCCCAAGAGCCUAAAGGAUGCGCACGACUUGAUUACCAAACAAUUGGCAGAAUAUUUGAAAUAA
Molecule: messenger RNA, 1695 nt
Organism: Oppiella nova
Lineage: Eukaryota; Metazoa; Arthropoda; Arachnida; Sarcoptiformes; Oppiidae
Source: the annotation of a GenBank genome assembly